Molecule: messenger RNA, 699 nt
Organism: Phyllotreta striolata
Lineage: Eukaryota; Metazoa; Arthropoda; Insecta; Coleoptera; Chrysomelidae
Source: the annotation of a GenBank genome assembly
AUGACUAAAAAACGACGACUGUCCGGCUCUAGUCUAACUCCAAUUAAGGUCGAGGUGAAGGAAGAGAACACAACCGGUAAUGACUAUCUUAUGGCAAAGGGGCGCCUCAAAGGCGUACUGAGACAACUCACCGAACAAUCCUCGGACGAUGAAAGCGAUUCAUCUGAUGAUAACAGGAGACACCAGAGAGAGUCCGGGAGGAAACGUAAAGUUGAAAACAUGCCUACACCAUACCAUCACACUUACGUCAUGAAGCUGUUCGAUCGAAGCGUAGAUUUGGCUAGAUUCGAGGAAGACACCCCGUUAUAUCCGAUAUGCAGAGCCUGGAUGCAAAACCAACCGAGAAACCCCCAACCCAUAAUAAAACGCAGAUUAUCCUCACCGGAACCCGUCAACAACAACUCCUGGAUCGACAACAAUUCCCUGUCGGACGUCACGAGACUCCCACGACCCGAAGAGCCUUUCACAACGAGGAUCCCCUCGCCUCUGCCCGAGCAAGAACAAGUCAAGGAUAACAUUAAUUUGAAUUACGACGAGUCUCCUGCGAUACCAAAAAACACUCUACUAGAAAUGCACAUGGAGAGAUGGGCCAAUGUGAAGAAGAAGUGGAUCGAUACGGCUUGCAAGAACGAAUCGAGAUACAAUCGAAGCACCGAUAUACUCAGCAAUAUUUACAAUAAAGCUCAAGAAGACGCGUGA